CACCUACCGUACCGCUAGCUGCAAAUCAGUGAAGUCCACUAGUCCACCUACCGCACAUCAAGCAGAGUGUGCUAGAGAGCCAUGGCUAUGGAGGUUCUGUACCCGCUCUUCCUCUGCCUCGCCGUGCUCGCCGGCACGGCAGCCUCCGCCCCACCACACUCGCGGUGCCUCGACAACCCACCAGACUUGACGGCGGCCAGGGUCGAGUCCGGAAAGGUCGUCCAUGACUUCGCCGGCUACAAGGCGUAUGUCACCGGCGCCAUCCACUCCGACCGGGCCGUCGUCCUGGCCUCUGACGUCUUCGGAUUCGAAGCGCCGUUGCUGAGGAAUCGUGUACAGUGUUGCUAUACAAGACGGACAAGUUUAUGGCCGACGCGUGCGGGAUUGUACGUGGAGGCCAGCAGAGAGACUGUAGGGAGGAAGAUAGCAGACAAAGUUGGUGAAGCUGGAUACUAUGUCGUGGUCCCUGAUUUCUUUAAUGGGCAACCUUUAACGGGGACACCAGGUGAAAACCUCACAAAAUGGCUCAAUGAACAUUCUCCGGUAAAAGCUGCUCAAGAUGCCAAACCAAUAUUUGCGACCUUGAGAAAAGAGCAAAAAUUUAGUCUUGGAGUUGGCGGAUACUGUUGGGGUGGAAAGUUCGCAGUGGAGAUAGCGAAAAUGAAUGAGGCGAAGGCAAUUGUCAUCUCCCAUCCUUACUCAGUCAUUGUCGGCGAUAUGAGAGAGGUCAAGUGUCCCAUUGAAAUCCUUGGAGGUGAAAAUGACCCAACUACACCACCAAAGUUCAUAUAUAAGUUCUUGAAUGUCCUUCGUAAAAGAAGUGAUAAGAUACCUUACUUCGGGAAGAUCUUUCCAGGAGUUGCCCAUAGCUUUGCUUGUAGGUACAAUAUCACCAACCCGUUCAAAGUCAAAACCACUGAACAAGCUCUUGCCCUAAUGGUUGGAUGGUUCGAGAAACACCUGAAAUGAUAAAUGCUAACCAUAAAGGUCAGAUUGAUCCGACCUAGUUAGUUUCAUAUCCAUGUAAAAGUUUCCAGCACAAUAUUUAUGUAAUUGCAUAUCCAUACACUCAAUGUACAUGCAGUGACCAUGAUUUGUGAGUCCUUUGUAACCUCCUUUGCAUGUAAUUUAUUUAUGGAAGGUUUAGAGAUUUCAACAUCAUACUAAGAUAUAUAACAUAAUUCACUUUGACAUUCUUUUCUGA
Messenger RNA from Triticum aestivum (bread wheat), 1204 nucleotides. RefSeq names its product endo-1,3;1,4-beta-D-glucanase. The transcript has 8 exons. Bases 82 to 969 code for a protein of 295 amino acids. Gene Ontology annotation, molecular function: hydrolase activity. NCBI's taxonomy places the organism in Eukaryota, Viridiplantae, Streptophyta, Magnoliopsida, Poales, Poaceae. The record is from RefSeq and is a predicted model, not a curated record.